This is a messenger RNA of Myotis myotis, 8539 nucleotides long. RefSeq names its product nucleotide binding oligomerization domain containing 1 (gene NOD1). Bases 4698 to 7562 code for a protein of 954 amino acids. Gene Ontology annotation, biological process: regulation of apoptotic process. Lineage: Eukaryota; Metazoa; Chordata; Mammalia; Chiroptera; Vespertilionidae. The record is from RefSeq and is a predicted model, not a curated record. The transcript has 12 exons. Gene Ontology annotation, molecular function: protein binding.
AGGGUGGGGGAACCUGAUACUGGCAUCAACUGAUGUUAUGAAAGUGGAUUAUGAUGUUUAUUUUCAGAUAAAUGUCAUCUGAAAUAAAACAUACCUUCCCCCAGAAAGGUGUGUGGGGUAUUUGGGAAGACAGAAACCGGGAUUGGCAGUUCCCGGGACGGGGCUCAGAUGGGCACAACAGCAUUUAAACACCAUCCCAUCAGAGGUGCGGGGGACUUUUCCACGCACACUCACCACCUUUUAAAAAGUCCCUUGCUCAUCACCCUCUUCCUUACACCCCAGUGCUCACCGGGGAACUUGCAUACACUUGAAAGGUACAGGGUUUAGAGGAAAAAAUUGUUUAUUUGGGGCUUUCAGGGCACAGAAAAAGCCUCCGAAUGGUGAGGGGCCGAGAACCCACGGUGCGUGCCCGCUGGUGUGGAGGGGCCCACACGCCCCGUUCCCCCUCGCUCCUGGGAAGUUGUUGUCAGGUCACAGAGUGAGAGGCAGCGGCAGGUCAGGUGUGUCUCGGCUGGCUGGGCGGCCUGCUCCUACCACAGCACCCCAUGGGGCGGUCCAGGCCCAGGGUGUGCCAUCUCGGGAGAACUUGGCAUCUUCCCAACCUCUCAGUGCCCCUUGGAGCCGCCCCAGCACGCCGCAGGUACCCUCCGGCCAAGCUGCGGGGUCCUCUGUGUCCGAGACCGUUGCUGAGUGCGGACACACACCCAAGUGGGGAGAAUCAGUUUCGGGCUCAGUGUCUCGGCCAGCAAUCAGCAGAGUGUUUAUGUGCCCAAGGCCAAGUUCACCGCCGGCCUCUGAGGUGACUAAUGUAUGUUGUUCUUGCUGAGUGCCUUUCACUUGAGAAACCCCAGACACCUCUGUGUCGGUCCUCAGUGCCAUCUCCGGAUGUCCCCUGGCUUCCGGGCCUGUGGCCGUGCAGUCCUUUCCUCCGCAGAAGCACUUACAUCCACUUACAGAGCUCCAGACCGGGUCUGGUUCCAGGCGCGGCCGUCUGUCUUCAUUAAGGUGUCUGCAUUCUCCGGCCCCUCAGAGAUGAGUACCAAGCAGGGUGUUUUUGGCGCUUUGGCUUUCAAAACCUGACAACCCCAGGAAAAUGGCAGCCAGCAAAGACAUAGCAGCCCCGGAAGGCACUGUGUGAGCCACUGUCCCAGAGCAGGAGGGGUUCCGUGCCAGGACGGUGCUCUGGAAGUUGAGAGCUGGGCUCUGGGCAAACUUGUUAAACUUGGAGCAGUGAAACGACUGGGGCUUGCACAUCGGAAAUUAUCCAGGAGUAAACUCAGUAAAUUAAGUAAACCCUCUCUGAGAGCCUACGAGCUCUGGAAACCUACAGAUUCCUUGGUGGGCACCGACGAGGCACCUGCUGUGGCAGUGCCCUGUGCCAGGUUCGUUCAGUUGACCCUUUUUUAUCUGGCUUCCUCCGCAUCUCUGCUGGAGGUACCGUGACUAGCCAGCUGGACACUGUCCCUCAUAGUCAAAUGCUGGGCCUCAACAAUGAAGCAGACGGACGUCCUGGCCUAGACCACCUGCUCCUCGCUCAUGCUAAGUGCAUGCAAUGUGACCGCGCUGUUCUGAGGGCCGUGUGUGUAUUCACUCAUGAAUCAAUCCCCACGGGGUUCCCACGAGGUAGGUGCUGUUAUUCUCUGCAUUUUGCGGGUAAGAGCACUGAAGCCCAGGAGGGUGCUGUCAUUUGUGCAAAUCACACAGCAGGUGAUUGGAACUGGGUCUCCUGGUCCUAGAGUCUUUGUCCUCACUGCCUCCAUCCAUCGGUGAGAAGGGGGAAUUUAGAAAAGAAAGUACCACGUCCUCUGAGAAGGGGGGGAUAAAGUGUCCUGGGAGUUUCCAGCGGGAGAGAGAGGCUGAGGGAGGCACAGGGUGAGGUAGAGCCCCUGUCCGUGCCUGCUUCCGAAUGGCUCUCUGCUGGGGGUGAGGGAGGGGGGUAUGACACCCUCAGCUGCCAAGGGAGCUCCUCUAACCAGAGGGAAGCAGAAGAAGCACUUGAGACCUGGGCUCCAGUUCUAGUUGAUCCAGACAGGCCUCGGCCCUUCCCAGGCCUCAGUUUCCUCGUCUCUAAAAUGGGGGUGUUGGACAGCACUCUGUUCUAUUCCAGAAGUCUGUGGUUUCGGCAGACUAGGCGGGGCUGGCUCUGCAUGCACUCAGCAGAGUUUAUUGACCAGAAAGACAUGCUUGGCUCUGAGAAAUGAGCCAGGCACGUGGCUUCCCAGAAGGCCCGGCAGCUGGGAAAGGUUGUCUGUGUUCUGUCAGUGUCUGGCCCCGUCGGCUCUGUGUGCCUUUCUUUGUAGUCAGGGUGACAGCGUCUGUGUCCGGAGUGCAGGCUGUCCGGUAUGUUAAGAAGAGAGAGAGAAAAGGAGACAGAGAGAUGGAGGGAGAGAGCGGGGAGGCAGAGCAAAAAGGAGAGGAGAGAUUGAGAGAGACUUCGAAUCUGCUUGGAAAUUCUGAGGAAUUAAGUGCUUUCAGAUACUUCAAGAAAAUGAGUGUUAAUGGAGCUUAAAAGCUUCAAAUAAUAACUGUAGCCUCAUCUACCUGCUAACUUUUCUCCGGAGGGCGCUUUUCGUUUCUGGUAUGGCAGAGGCAUACGGGCCUGGACUUGUGUUCCAGGUGAAGAGAUGGAAAACAAAACAAGGAAAAGGAAUAGAUUAAAAAAAGAAAAUCCCACAAAAGACAAAAGCCAACCAGGAGAGACAGGGUUCCCUGAAGAAUGGUGGCUCGAGUUUGUUGGGUUUCUGGAGCCUGGGAGCGUAAGUGAGCUGAUGUUGGGGUGGGCUGUGCAGCAGGGAAAGCAGGACCCACUCGAGGUGACCCACGGUGCGACGUGUCCUGUGUGCAGCUCUGUCCAUGCUGCGUGGCGUGUGCCCAGGGCUAGCUUCCUGGUCGAUUGCCGGGGGGCAGCUGGCGAGCGGGGAGGCCGUGCUGUUCCCAUCACCAUUUUGUCCUUGAAUAUCCAAGUGGUUCCUGGCAACACACAUGGUGUCACUAUCUUCUUCAUGGCAAACGGUCUGAGGAGGCUGUGAGGAGAGUCGGAAACGACCCUUGACAUCCGGGAGAAGGGUUGGCAGGUCUGGGUGACCUGGAGGCUAUGUCCCUCAGCAGUGGGCGACCUUGACCCACCACUCGUGUGUUAGGGGCUAUUGGGACUCUCUGGAUGUCUCAAGUUCAAGUUCCCUAAAAGACAAGGGCUCUACCCACCUCUCCCUUCCACUACAAAGGGCUCCAGGGGGACAAGGCAGCUGAGGUAGAGCUAUGGAUGCCCUGGCCCUCUCCGUCCAUUUCUCAUCCAUCCCCGAUGCUCACCACACUGUCUGCCCUGCCGGAUUGUAAACCCUGUGAGUGCAGGGAGGGAGCGCCUUAACCUCUGUGUGCCUCAGUUUCCUGGUUUGUAAACCAACAGGACCAGUGACCACCUAUGGCUAUCCUAAGGACGGAGUGAUUGAAGAUUAAAUGAGGUGAUAGUUACUGAGUAUUUGCUGUAGGCCAGCCCUGAUCUAGGCACCUGGUGAAUAUUAACUUAGUCCUUACAGGAACCCUUAGAGGUAGGGAUUCUCAUUGUGAGGAAACUGAGGCACGGGGAGGACGGUUAACUGGCUGAUGAGCCGGGCUGAUAUAGAGACCAGUGUUAUCCUGCCUCUCCCAGCGAGAGGAGCAUUAGACCCGUGCUGGGCCCAGCAGCACGCGUACUCGGCGUGAGCUCUGAUCACUCUGUGCCCUGCUGGGGUCCCCUAGCAACACAGCCCUCAGGAGAGGGUGGCAGGGCCCACCACCUCCUGGAGGCUCCCCAGCACCCAGGCCCGCCUGCCUCGGUCCCCCUGGUGACAGCAUCUUGUCAUGUGAUUGGCAGCUGGCGAAGGCUCUCAGGUUUGCCUUGGUGGCUCAGGCAGGCAGGGCCUGGCCAAGGAAGGUGCUACCAUUGAGCAUCAUUUGAUCCUCCGUUUGGCGCAUGGGAUUUCCCAGGUGCGGGGCUUUCACAGAGCAAGGGCUGGUGGGUGGGUCUCAUUCUUCCUGAUAAACUGAACACCAGGUGAGCAGAGCAUCUGUCAGAAACCAGCUUCUGCAGCGCAGAAGGGGGUCUCGGUGGUUCCAAGAAACACGCCAUGAUGGGAAAGGUACAGGAAACACAGGUACCAAGGGCCCUUGAGCAACAUGGGCUUGAGCUGCGCCGGUCCACUUAUAGACAGAUUUUUUUUUUCAGUAAAUACUGUAAGUGUAUUUUCUCUUCCUUAUGAUUUUCUUAACAGUAUUUUCUUUUCUCUCACUUACUUUGUAAGAACAUAGUAUAUAAUACAUGUAACAUACAAAAUAUGUGUGAACCGACUCUUUAUGGUAUUGAAGAGGCUCCCAGUCCCAGUCCCAGUUCACCUUUUUAUGGAAAAUAAUAUACUUUUUCAUCUCUAUUCUCGUCUAGGAUUGAGGCACACUUUAAAAUAAAAAUAACCAUUUAAAAGUUUUGCUAAGACAAGCCAACAGAAAGGCCUGUUUACCUCUGAUCACCCACCUUAGCAAUGGCACCCCCAGUCAGUGAGGAUGUUUUCUGCCGUGGCCUCAGGUCGCUGUGUGAGCAUGACUCCCGCCUGCUCUGGGGGCCGCACUGAGAGGCAGGAGCCCUGGGUCCCGAUUGUCCUCCGCCGGGAAGACACGUGCAGCCAGGAUGAACAUGGGACCCGGGGCCACUUGCUGCUUUAACCAUGGAGACGCGGGACCGCGGUGAGAUGGACACAGCCCCGUCGGAGCCUCUUCACUCCCACAUUAAGUUGUUGAAAACCAACCGUGAGCUGCUGGUCACUCACAUCCGCAGCACGCAGUGUCUGGUGGACAACCUGCUGGAGAAUGAGUACUUCUCGGCCGAAGAUGCGGAGAUCGUGGGCGCCUGCCCCACACAGCCCGACAAGGUGCGCAAGAUUCUGGACCUGGUACAGAGCAAGGGCGAGGAGGUGUCCGAGUUCCUCCUCUUCGUGCUCCAGCGACUCGCAGAUGCUUACGUGGACCUCAGGCCCUGGCUGAUGGAGAUCGGCUUCUCCCCUUCCAAGCUCAUUCAGAGCAAAACUGUUGUCAACACUGAUCCAGUGAGCAGGUACAUCCAGAAGCUGCGACACCAGCUGGGCCGCGACUCCAAGUUCAUCUUGUGCUACUCGCAGAAGGAGGAGGUGCUGCUGGAGGAGGUGUACACGGACACCAUCAUGGAACUGGUCAGCUUCAGCAACGAGAGCCUGGGCAGCCCAGGCAGCCUGGCCCACCUCCUGGACCACUCCACGGGCGUCCUCAACGAGCAGGGCGAGACCAUCUUCGUCUCGGGCGACGCGGGCGUGGGCAAGUCCAUGCUGCUGCAGCGGCUGCAGAGCCUCUGGGCCGCCGGCCAGCUGGACGCGCGGCUCAAGUUCUCCUUCCACUUCCGCUGCCGCAUGUUCAGCUGCUUCAAGGAGGGCGCCAUGCUGAGUCUGCAGGACCUGCUCUUCAAGCACUGCUGCUACCCGGAGCAGGACCCCGAGGAGGUGUUCGCCUUCCUGUUGCGCUUCCCCCACGCCGCCCUCUUCACCUUCGACGGCCUGGACGAGCUCCACUCGGACUUCGACCUGAGCCGCGUGCCCGACACCUCGUCGCCCUGGGAGCCGGCCCACCCCCUGGUCCUGCUGGCCAACCUGCUCAGCGGGGUGCUGCUCAAGGGGGCCACCAAGCUGCUCACGGCCCGCACGGGCAUCGAGGUCCCGCGCCAGCUCCUUCGGAAGAAGGUGCUCCUGCGGGGCUUCUCCCGCAGCCACCUGCGGGCCUACGCCAGGAGGAUGUUCCCCGACCGGGCCACCCAGGACCGCCUGCUGGACCAGCUGGAGGCCAACCCCAACCUCUGCAGCCUGUGCGCCGUGCCCCUCUUCUGCUGGAUCAUCUUCCGCUGCUUCCAGCAUUUCCACGGCGCCUUCGACAGCCCCCCAGAGCUGCCCGACUGCACGGUGACCCUGACCGACGUGUUCCUGCUGGUCACCGAGGUCCACCUGAACAGGACGCAGCCCACCAGCCUGGUGCAGAGGAACACGCAGAGCCAGACGGAGGCCCUCCGCGCCGGCCUGGCCACCCUGCGCGCGCUGGGGCAGCUGGCCCGCUGGGGCAUGGAGAGGGACCUGUUUGUCUUCAGCCAGGAGGAGGUCCAGGCCGCCGCCAUGCGGGAGGCUGACCUGCAGCUGGGCUUCCUGCGGGCCGUGCCCGAGCCGGGCCUCGGAGAAGACCAGCUGUCCUAUGAGUUUUUCCACACCACCCUCCAGGCCUUCUUCACCGCCUUCUCCCUCGUGGUGGACGCCAAGGUGGGCACGCGGGCGCUGCUCAGGUUCUUCCAGGAGUGGGUGCCUCCGGCGGAGGCAGCAGUGGCGGCCUGCUCGGCCCCCUUCCUCCCCUUCCCGUGCCUGGGGGCCCGCGACCCGGCGGGGGACAACCCCUUCAGGAACAAGGACCACAUUCGGUUCACCAACCUCUUCCUGUGCGGGCUGUUGUCCAAAGCCAAACAGAAACUCCUGCGACACCUGGUGCCGGCCGCGGCCCUGAGGAGAAAGCGCAAGGCCCUGUGGGCGCACCUGUUCGCCAGCCUGCGGACCUACCUGAAGAACCUGCCCCGCACUCGGUCUGGGGGCUUCAACCAGGUGCAGGCCAUGCCCACCUUCAUCUGGAUGCUGCGCUGCAUCUACGAGACGCAGAGCGAGAAGGUGGGGCAGCUGGCGGCCAAGGGCAUCUGCGCCAACUACCUCAAGCUGACCUACUGCAAUGCCUACUCGGCCGACUGCAGCGCCCUCUCCUUCGUCCUGCACCACUUCCGCAAGCGGCUGGCCCUUGAUCUGGACAACAACAAUCUCAACGACUACGGCGUGCGGGAGCUGCAGCCCUGCUUCAGCCGCCUCACAGUCAUCAGACUCAGCGUAAACCAAGUCACUGACAGUGGGGUCAAGGUGCUAUAUGAAGAGCUGACCAAGUACAAAAUUCUGACGUAUUUAGGCUUAUACAACAACCAGAUCACUGAUGUCGGAGCCGGGUACAUCGCCAGCAUCCUGGAUGAGUGCAAAGGCCUCACACAUCUUAAACUGGGGAAAAACCAGAUAACCAGCAAGGGAGGAAAGUGUCUCGCCCUGGCCGUGAAGAACAGCAAAUCCAUCUUGGAAAUCGGGAUGUGGGGCAAUCAAAUCGGUGAUGAAGGAGCAAAGGCCUUCGCAGAGGCUCUGAGGAACCACCCCAGCCUGACCAACCUGAGUCUGGCUUCCAACGGCAUUUCCACAGAAGGAGGAAAGAGCCUCGCGCAGGCCUUGCACUGGAACACGUCGCUGAGAAUAUUCUGGCUCACCCAGAAUGAACUCAACGACGAAGUGGCAGAGAGCAUGGCAGAGAUGUUGAAAGUCAACCAGACGCUGACACAUUUAUGGCUUAUCCAGAACCAGAUCACAGCCAAGGGGGUCGCCCAGCUGGCAGACGCCUUACAGAAGAACACUGGCAUCAAGGAGAUUUGCCUCAAUGGGAACUUAAUGAAGCCCGAGGAGGCCGGAGGCUUUGAGGGUGAGAAGCGGCUUGUCCUUUCCUGAGAGGACGCCUUCCUGUCCGAGGAUCUGGCCCUGGGAGGGCGCUAGCAGCAGCAGCCACUCUGCGGUCACCUGUCUGAGGUGUCGUCUCGCAAGGGGACUGCCGGGAGCCCAGGGCCUUCACAGAUGCUCCGAUAGGCCAGCUCAGCUCCCUGCACGGCUGGUGCAGUUUCCCAGGGAAGCGUGGGCUUUGUGAGCCGUGUUGGUUCCUGGAAACAUGCCAUGGAGACGUUCCUGAGUGCCCACGAUCGCUGUGAUCUGCAUCAGGAGGAAUGACUGAGCUCGUACAGCGCCUGCCCUGGCGGCUGGGGGAGCGAGCGGUCACUGCUGUCCUCACUGAGCCGUCGAGGAUGUGCUGCAGAGUUGGUGCCGAGUUUUUUGCAGAGAAGAUGCUCCAUGAACAAGAAGUGUUUUGCCUGAAAUCUUCCUCCUCGGUACCUCCCAUGUGUUGCUGUCCUUCCCACUUCACAGCUGUAGAUACUGAGGGGUGUCCCGUGUGGGGUGGUAGUGGGUGCCAAGGAAAAGACCCGGCACAGGCUUUUUCAUCCUGGGGCCUCACUGCCAACCGAGACCACUGGCUGCGCUCUUAGCUAAGAGCAAGGGCGAUGCCUUCAUGACGCUGCCUUUCCACUCAGGGGUUUCCCACGCGAGGCUGACCUCCUCCGGGGACUAACACUGGGCAGAGCUGCUCUGCCCCAGGAAGACUGCCUGCCCCCAGAGGAAUAGGCGUGGCUUACCUUGUGGUCCUGGCACCCACUGAGCCUCCUCUCCCCUGCCCUCCUCAGGAGGUCUCCUGCCCCAGUCGCUGUGAGGGCGACGGAGUUGGAGCCAAGAGUCAGGCAGCUCCGAGGACCCGGUAGCAUGUCAGACCCCGACCACAGUGACGGGCGCAUGGUGGGUGCUAAUGGGGGAGGGUGGCGAUAGGACCAGACGACCUGCCCUUUCGCCAACCCAUUUGUUAAUAAAUACUGAACACACUA